AUGGCGGGAAUCGACCGUUUUCUAACAUGGGAGGAUGUCCUGGAUCCUAAGGAAGGUUUCCUUAAGGAUGAUUCUGUUACGCUCGAGGUUCACGUAAUGGCUGAUGCUCCACGUGGUGUCCAUUACAGAAACAAAUGUACAGAUUUAAAAUAUGAAGAUACGUACUAUAUAAAUGAGAGGAAGAUACAUACACGUUUAGAAAAUCCAGUUGAUACGAACUAUAUAAAUUCAGCACUUCGGACUUUGUCGUUUGCCAAUCAGUUACGUAAAGAAGUUUCUAAAAUGCCAACAGAAGACGAUGAUCGAAGCGAGAGCGUUGAUCUGGCUGUACAAAGGACUUUUUACCAGAUGCAGUUUUCUAAUUACAAACAUAUUACAAAAGAAUUAAUGAAAACUAUAAAUUGGGGAAGAAUGGAUCCUUACACGCGAAAGAAGAAACAAAAAUUUUUAGACCGGAUGUUACACGAUUUGGAAGAAAACGUUAAAGAAACGAUUAUUGAAGGAGAAAUUGAGAAGAUUAAUGCAAAUGUAAACGCCCAAAUGAAGGGAAUUGCAGUGUUCGCAUCAGAUCGAUAUUAUGGCCAUUUUCAGAGCCACCUCGAGAACUGUGUGCUUUCCGAAGAAGCUUCUUUUUCAAAAGAAAAUCUGGAAAU
Molecule: messenger RNA, 653 nt
Organism: Ceratina calcarata
Lineage: Eukaryota; Metazoa; Arthropoda; Insecta; Hymenoptera; Apidae
Product: ubiquitin carboxyl-terminal hydrolase 7-like
Exons: 4
Biological process (GO): protein deubiquitination
Molecular function (GO): protein binding; cysteine-type deubiquitinase activity
Source: RefSeq, a predicted model, not a curated record